This is a messenger RNA of Sinocyclocheilus anshuiensis, 1365 nucleotides long. It is a transcript of the gene fgf18b, whose product is annotated as fibroblast growth factor 18b. Gene Ontology annotation, molecular function: growth factor activity. Bases 75 to 716 code for a protein of 213 amino acids. The record is from RefSeq and is a predicted model, not a curated record. The transcript has 5 exons. Lineage: Eukaryota; Metazoa; Chordata; Actinopteri; Cypriniformes; Cyprinidae.
CCGGUUUUGGCUCCAGUUUUUAAAACCAUCGCCUCAAAGAUCUCACUGUCCGGGGUGAUAGAAGCGCUGGAGCGAUGCAGUCCAUGCUGUCCUCUGCUGUCGUGCUAUGCUUCCAGGUCGUGUUACUGUUCUACAGCCCAUUACAGGUGUUAGCAGUGGAGAAUGUUAACUUUGGAGUACACGUAGAGAAUCAGACAGGGGUGCGGGACGGCCUGAGCCGGAAACACCAUCGGGUUUACCAACUAUACAGUCGGACCAGUGGAAAACACAUUCAGGUGCUUGGCAAAAAAAUCACCGCCAUGGGAGAGGAUGGGGAUAAAUAUGCCCAGCUCGUGGUGGAGGCCGACACCUUUGGGAGUCAAGUGAGAAUAAGAGGAAAAGAGACAAACUACUACUUGUGCAUGAACCGUAAGGGGAAGCUUAUGGGGAAGAAAGACAGCAGCGUAAACGGAGGCUGCAUUUUCAUUGAGAUAAUGCUUGAGAAUAACUACACCGCUUGGAUGUCAGCGCGCUAUGUGGGCUGGUACAUUGGCUUCACCAAAAGGGGCCGACCACGCAGAGGUCCGAACACGUUACCCAACCAGCGAGACGUGCAUUUCAUGAAACGCUUCCCUCCAGGAGAGCAGCCCGAUCUGCAGCCCUGCAGCUUUACCACGGUCAGCAAGAGGAGCAAAAGAGUCCAGCAGACCUCCACUGCUCCUCCACCACUCCAGUAAUACUACGAACACUGACUGUUGUGCAAAGAUCACGUCUUACAGAGGAUCUAGAGACGCUCUGUACAACGCAAGUAGGUUAGGCUUUAGGACCGACCUCUCGGUAGAAGUCACAGUUAGAGGACAGACAAGGUUGCUUAAACAUUGUGUAAUAAUGCAAAUAUAACCAAAGACUCCUGGGCAAGUGUCCAGUCACUAAACCCUGACAACAAGGGGACCAAGCACUUCAGAGGCCAAAGAAUUCCCCUCUAAUGUCUAGUGCCACUAUAAAAGAGCUCUACUUGCGUUGAGUUGUAAGGCUGGAAAACUGGCAAGUGCGUGGUAUAAUAUGCAUUAGUUGAGACUUUGCGACUUGGAUGCUUAUGACCAAAAGGGCAAUUAAAGGACCUACUUUGUGAACUCAUCAAAUUCAACUUUGGGCCUAUAAGAGCCAUGAGAUUGUAAACAAGAACCAAAGUCAUUCAGAAUGUAUUUGUCAAGAAAAUCUUAUUAGACAUCCUGGUGAACAUGUAGUUUUGGUUUUGCCUCCGAUAUUUGACAUUUCACCAGGAGUCUUGCAUAUUCUUCCAAUGAAAAAGUGUAAUUUAAAGGGAGUGAUAUACACUACCGUUCAUAUGUUUGGGGUUGGUAAGAUUUUAAAAUGUUUUUUGAA